Messenger RNA from Strigops habroptila (Kakapo), 3495 nucleotides. RefSeq names its product ubiquitin conjugating enzyme E2 E3 (gene UBE2E3). Bases 464 to 1087 code for a protein of 207 amino acids. The transcript is spliced from 6 exons. The record is from RefSeq and is a predicted model, not a curated record. NCBI's taxonomy places the organism in Eukaryota, Metazoa, Chordata, Aves, Psittaciformes, Psittacidae. Gene Ontology annotation, biological process: protein polyubiquitination. Gene Ontology annotation, cellular component: nucleus. Gene Ontology annotation, molecular function: ubiquitin conjugating enzyme activity.
GCGCCUGCGCGCGCUCCGGCGACCGCGAGCGCCCCCUCUCCCCUCCCCCUCGCUCCCCCCCCCCCCCGCUCCGUCCCCGCGCCGGGAGCUCCGCCGGCGGCGCCGCGGCGGGCGGGGGCGGGAGGAGGCCGGAGGCGGCCGGCGCCCCCCCUCCCCCGCCCCCGCCGGCGCGCGCCCGCCGCCCCCCGCCCCGGCCCCCCGGCCCGCCGCGGGAGCCCGCGCCGCAGAGCGGGGCCCGCCAGCGCCACCCGCCGGUCGCGGGGCCGCACCGCGCCUCCCCCCGUCCCCCCCUGCUCCGGCUCUCAAUGUUCCACACUGCCCGGCCACAGAGCCGCCGCCGCCGCCGUAUAGCCCCCCGGCCGCCUCCGUCCCCCUCCUCGGGCGCCGCGGGCCCGGCCCGGCCCCCCGCCAUCCCGCCUCUCCGACCCAGCAGCGGGACAGGACGCCGGCGAAGCUCCCCACGAUGUCUAGCGAUAGGCAGAGAUCAGACGAUGAAAGUCCCAGUACCAGCAGCGGUAGUUCGGAUGCCGAUCAGAGGGAUCCACCAGCACCUGAACCCGAAGAGCAAGAAGAACGAAAACCCUCUGCCACCCAGCAGAAGAAGAACACCAAACUGUCCAGCAAAACUACUGCUAAGCUAUCUACUAGUGCUAAAAGAAUCCAGAAGGAGCUAGCUGAAAUAACCCUUGAUCCUCCUCCUAACUGCAGUGCCGGUCCUAAAGGAGAUAACAUUUAUGAAUGGAGAUCUACUAUUCUUGGACCUCCAGGUUCUGUAUAUGAAGGAGGUGUUUUUUUCCUGGAUAUCACAUUUUCAUCUGACUAUCCAUUCAAGCCACCAAAGGUUACUUUCCGUACCAGAAUUUAUCACUGCAACAUCAACAGUCAGGGAGUCAUCUGUCUGGAUAUCCUGAAAGACAACUGGAGCCCUGCUUUGACUAUUUCAAAGGUUCUGCUGUCUAUUUGUUCUCUUCUGACAGACUGCAACCCAGCUGACCCUCUGGUUGGAAGCAUAGCCACUCAGUACCUGACCAACAGAGCAGAACAUGACAGGAUAGCCAGACAGUGGACCAAGAGAUAUGCAACAUAAAUGACAAACUACUUGUGCAGUGUGAAGGUGCAGAAGGCAACUUUGCAGUGUGCAACAAAUCUUUAUAGCCUUUACAAUACGGACUUCUGUGUAUAUGUUAUACUGAUUCUACUCUGCUUUUAUCCUUUUGAAGACUGGGAUACUGCCCCCCAAAAAGGUAAAUGCUAUUAAGAGUAGAAAUUUGUAGCUGUAGAUUAGUUAUGUUUAAAAUGCCUACUUGCAAGUCUUGCUUCUUUGGGAUAUCAAAAUGUAUUUUGUGAUGUACUAAGGAUACUGUUCCUGAAGUCAACCAAAUAUUAUAGUGCAUUUUAGCCUAAUUCAUUAUCUGUAUGAAGUUAUUAAAGGUAGCUGUAGAUUACUAGGAAUUAUGUCAUUUGUAUUAAACCCAGAUCUAUUUCCAAUAUGUGGUACAUGCUGUUGUGAAAACUGUUUUAACUUUUACCUUUGUCAGUUUGUAAUGAAAGGAUUUCCUUUUUCCCUUUGUAGCUCAGAGAGCACCCAGUGUAUCAUCUCAAACACAAUAAACAUGUUCCCCAAGGAGUAGUUUCUUUGUUUUCCUAUUUUAAAUUAAUAUUUGAAUAAAUUUAAUUAUAGUAACAAGGCAGGGCCAAUGUAUCACAGAUCCCUGUGGAUAAUCUUUAAAUUAAUAUACAUAAGCAAAGGCUUGCUAUUAAAUGUUUAAUGCACACCUGUGGAUUGUUUUAAGUUUUCCCUGUUUUGUUUUUUUUUUAACAGAACAAAUGUCGUUUCUACAGUUUCCUUAAAUUUAACACUGUUGGGCUCUUUCUGAAGUUGGAAUGAGAGCAUUGCAUAUGCUUACUCCAGAAGCUCAUGUAGCUGGUUGCUUCAGGGCCAGUCCUGCUCCCCUAACAGACUGCCUGAAUCUUGCUACCAUUUUUCUGUUGCAGGACGAGGGCCGAGUUAGGGAUAGUCUGGUGCUUUUGUUUCUGAGUAAAGCAAGUCGGACUUGCUGAUCUAGAGAACUACAGUUACCCAUUGAAAGUGGUCUUCCAAAGCAUGAUUGAACACUCUAUCAUCUGUCCAGAAAACAGAGGAGUAGAAUAAAUUUAAUCAGGUUUUUAUGACAGUUGUGGGGGAAAUGAACCUUUGUUGGUGAAAAUGUAAUCUGUAAAACUUUUAGACUACGGUUUCCCCCCUUCGCUUUCUGGCUUGGAAGUUUUGUAGCAUCUGUAAGUAACAAAGAUACAGAUUUAUAGUACAUACAGUUUAAAAAGUAGUUUUAUAAUUUAAGCUUUUAUAGGUUGCCAGUCACAAUAUUGAUUAUAAAAAAGAGACUUGAUCCCUUUAAACGAUUUUUAAAAUUACACUUCAUUUUAAACUUUACAGUCUCCCUUACUGCCUGGUGUUUUUGGAGAUAAUGUAGCACUUCCAUCAAUAAGAUGCUCUGCUCAUUUAAUAUAUGAAAACCGAAUGUUAAUUUUAAACACUAAAGCAAUAGAAAAAAUGUUAAAAGAUUUAGAUCUAAAGUUAUCCAUCACGAUUAUAGGUCCCGGGUUUUUGUAUCACAUGAGCUUUGAACAUAAAUUGUCCACCCUACUUUAAAUAUUUCUACAGAUUCCUGAAGGUGGCUUGAAGAACUGUGUAUCCCAAAUAUCUCAACCUAGAAGCCAGUCUCUCUUGGUAGCUACAAGAUAGCUUUAGAGUUCAGGUUAUAAAGUGCAAAAGGGAAUGAGAAACAGGGGAUCUGGCAGGUGGAUAUGCCUAAGUCAGGUAACUGACUAAUGCCAGGAGAUGAAGUGCUGGAAAUCACUGCUGAAGGUGACCAGAGUUUCUCACUAUGUCAUUGGACGUGUGAGAAAUAGCACAGAUUGGCAAAGAAACAAGGGGCUAUCACAUCCGGGCUGGACACCUAACGUCUGCUCGCUGCUGACCAUGAGCACACCCGUGGGUGACACGGUGCUCGUACACCACUCCAGUGACUUUCCAGUGAAGAGCAAACUAUCUAUUUCACACGUUGACUGUGUUGCCUACAGAAUUUACAGGUAUUUAUAUCAUAAAAUAUUAUGGUAUACAAAUACAGGUUUUAAUCCUAAUUUUAAUGUAUUUUGGUUUUGUAUUGUACCUACAACUUCAGAUACCUAGGUGUACAAGUGGGAUGCCUUGUUAGUGUUGCCCCAUCUUGCCUUCCUUGCAAUUGGAUCCUUUACACUGAAUUCCCAUCAUUUUUAUUUUUUUUUUUCUGUUGGUUUGUCAUGAUUCUGUUCUUUUUUUAAUGUAGUUUUUUUGUGUGUAAAUUUUAUAUUUACUGAAGUAAAGGUUGUUUUUGUGUAAACAUUUAAACUUUAAAGAAAGAAAAGAAGCUAAUUUUGUUUCUCAAGUUCUCUCUGCUAAACCAUGCAGUAGAAAGAAAUUUGUAUUGUUAAAUAAAUCAAUUAGUUGUUAAAUGA